GCCCAGACAGAAGGCAAGCAGGUCUGGUACAUCACCGCGCCAGCCUCACUGCCCGUCACUGUUGUCCAAGACUUGACCAUUCCCAUGGACAAGGCUCAGAGUGGCUUGCCAGUCCUAUCGCACAACGGCGACGACUACCGCAUGGCUUUUGAUAACCCUGAUGCUUCUUCCUCGUUCCGGCUCCUCAUCCCCAACAAACAGGGCGAGGAGUACUCAUUACUGGAACGACCAGUCCAACAGACCAUACACUUCACCCGCAGCGAAACCUUCCCACCUGGCGGUCCCGCCAGCGUCACCACUACUCAGACGGUCGCUACCACUAAACAAGCGCGUCCUCAGCCAGAGGGUCUCCGCGCUCGCUACACUCCCCUAGGCGUGCCCGCCCCCAAACCCAGCAUCGCGGCUCCGGCCCCAACCAAGAAGGCCCAGGCAAAGGCCGCAGCGCAGGAAUCAGGUACCCCCAGCACGAGCUCCAAGAAGAAGCGCAAGCACAGAGAUGACGGUGAGGACGGACCCACCGCGACUGCUUCUAUCACUACCCCAUCCAAGAAGAACAACCCAGCUGAGAAGUCCAACAAGAAGCAGAAGACAAGUAGCGACAAUAACACGGCUCGAAAGGUCACGCCUGUGCCUAUCCCCGCCAUGCCC
Cryphonectria parasitica EP155 is the source of this 648-nucleotide messenger RNA. RefSeq lists its product as uncharacterized. Gene Ontology annotation, biological process: transcription by RNA polymerase I. Lineage: Eukaryota; Fungi; Ascomycota; Sordariomycetes; Diaporthales; Cryphonectriaceae. The annotation marks the transcript as partial. The transcript has 3 exons. The record is from RefSeq and is a predicted model, not a curated record.